AGGAGGCAAGAGCCAUGGCAACCAGAGGCAGAGCUAAACCAAUCUUGAUCUUGGCAUUUCAACUGCUUCUCAUUGGUGGCUUAGUCCCGUCUGUUUGCAUGGAGUGGAGUGGAACAGGAACGCUUGCAGACUACGAAGUAGCCUCCUUUGACAAUCCCAUCGAGAAAACAGUAACGGUGACAACUCAGCUGGAUCAUUUUGCUGUGCAACCAGAAACGGGAGACGUGUACGUCGGCGCAGUGAAUUACCUGUAUAAACUGAACAAGGAGUUGAAACAGGUCACUAAUGUUAGCACAUGCUCGGAAGACACUUGCUUGAGUUACAAUAAGGUUCUGGCGUUGCAUGCUAGUAUGCUUAUCACUUGUGGCAGUACAGAUCAGUGCCAGUUGAGAAGGCUGGAUGAUCUAGAAGGUGAUGGAAGAAGCAGGAGUGGCCAAGUUGUAGCAUUUGGUACGAAAUCAACAGCAAGUAUCAUUGUGGAUAGCCCAAGCCCUCCAAGACUGUAUAUCGCAAAUACUUAUUCUACUGAGAGAGACUAUCUGAACAUUCGACCUAUUGCAAGACGCGGGGUUCCAAGUGGCCCAGGGUUCAUGUUUGCCGAUAAUGGGACAGAUGCAGUUCAAUUCACAAGUGGCUAUACAGCCGGUAGCAAUCCAUUUCCCAUCAGUUAUGUCAGUGUGUUUAAUUGGAAAGGGUUCACCUACUUUGCCACUUUCCAAAAGGAAGAUUUGGCACCAUUAAGUGAUCAUGUUUCAAAACUAACCCGCCUCUGCCACAAUACCGACAAUGUUCGCUCUUACACAGAGAUUCUCAUUCAGUGCAGAGGAACCAGUGGCAUGUUCAGUUUGAUACAGGCUGCUCAUGUUGGCCCAGCAGGCCCACAUUUGGCCGAGUCAUUAGCAUUGGAAGAAGGUGAUCAGGUGUUAUAUGCUGUGUUUGCAAGGGACCAAGCUGGAACCAGUAAUAAUCCAGUUCCCACGGCUGACUCUGCACUGUGUGUUUACAAGAUGAGAGACAUUGAAGCUGCAUUCACCGAGGCUGUCAGGGGAUGUAUUCAGGAUGGAAAUAAUGACUUUGAAAUAGGCAUAUUCUUGGGAACAAGCUGUAGUAGCCAGACAACUGUCAGCCCAGGGCCGUAUCUCUGCAAUACAGGGAACAAUUACCGAUAUGCCACUGGGAUAACUCCAGUUGUUGGCGCACCAGUCGUACAUCUGCUAGGCCAUUUAGCGUCGUCCAUUAUCACCAGCACUGAACUCAACCACACCGUGGCUUUCAUCGGAACAACAGAAGGGCAACUCUUGAAGGUGCACGUUGAGGAUGUUUCUUUUGCCAGAUUGUAUGAACAGGUAACACUUGAUUAUAAUCCAGUGAUGAGAGAUGUCAUGCUCAACGAAACAACAGCCGAGAUUUAUAUACUUACAGAACAAAAGUUGAUCAAGAUGCGUGCUGAGAAUUGUGGUCAGUACACAACCUGUGAGAUGUGUAAUGGGACUGAUGCAGGGAAUGAUGGAGACCCAUACUGUGGAUGGUGCACUCUGGAAAGAAGGUGUGCAAGGUACACUGAAUGUCCACUGUAUGAUGUGUCAACACGUUGGCUUGCCUACAAUGAUGUGCAAUGCAUUGAGAUAACUAAUGUCACUCCAGAUGACGUUUUACCGGUCACUUUCGCUGACCAACAGAUAACGUUGACAGUGCAGCAGUUACCAGAUCUGCCUGAUGGCGAGCAUUAUGUGUGUAGGUUUGGUGAUCAGUUCAGCAGCCAAGCAACCAACUACAAUGGAGAUAGCUUCAAUUGCAGGACACCACCAGCAAACAACAUACCUGCAAUACAGACUGGAGAUCACGUGAACGUUUCUCUGAGCGUUAUGUCUACAGAGACAACUGUGGACUUUGUUCAUAAAGACAUCAUUUUCUACGAAUGUGACAUCCACAAAACAUGUGUAUCUUGUGUUGGAAGUGACUGGGCCUGUAAUUGGUGUUUGUUUGACAACAAAUGUACUCAUGAUAAUUCCCACUGCUCCAAACCAAAUGAGAUCUUUGUAACCGGACAAAAUAGUCACGGAACGUCUAUGAAAGGUCCUGACGCAUGUCCCCAGCUCCAACCACAGAACCAUGAAGUGCUGAUCCCUAAUGACAUGAACAGAGAAGUAACUGUUGACGUGUCCAAUUUGCCACGUCAAGCACUGAUAUCCAGAUACCAAUGUAGUCUUGACAUUGAGGGAAUGGAUCAGUACGUAGAUGCAACCCGAGAGGAUGCCACUGUGACCUGUUACCUAAAAUCAGUUAAAUAUUCGACUAGUCAGCAGGAGUUGAACGUAACACUGUCAUUGUGGUGGACAGACAUGAAUAACAACAUACACCGUCUAGAUGACAGACAUGUGUUCAAAGUGACUCUUUACAAGUGUGAGGUCUUGCGUCCUGACUGUAGCCGUUGCGUUUCUAACGAAACUACCCGUGCAGAGCUGGGAUGCAUGUGGUGUGGGGAUACCUGUGGGGUAUGGGAUAGCGCUGCAUGUUUGUCGACUGUUCAGAGUGUCUCAAUGGAUAAUACCAUCAACUGCCCCGAUCCAGUUAUAUAUGAGGUGCACCCAUUGUUUGGACCUGAUGAAGGCAAUACGAUAAUUACUGUGAUGGGCACGAAUAUGGGACGACGAUUCAGUGACGUGCAAGAGGUCAGUGUUGGCGGCCAGACCUGUGACCUAUAUGGAUUGGAGAGCUACUACCAAACCGGCGCCAGUGUGAAAUGUAAGACUAGACCUAGUUAUGAUGCAAGACCGCAGCUUCUUCGAAUGAGUCUUACUGGCGCAAAUGGUGGAUCGCAGUUAAGCCAUGGAUAUGUUACGUUCCAGUACAAGGACCCAGUAUUAGCUGAUUUUAGCCCGAAGAUUGGCCCACAAUCCGGCGGGACACGGGUGACAAUCUCCGGUGAAUCCCUUGAUACCGGCAGAAAUAUUUAUGUUUCCAUCGGCAGUACACCUUGCUUGUUCGACAGGUCCCAGGUUAAUGACAACAGCGUUAUCUGCCAAACAUCAGAGGUCAACCAGCUUGGUUCCUGGUCACUGUACAUAUUCUUUGACGGUGCCGUUCGGUUUUCUCAAGGGCAGUUUAGUUAUACCCAAGAUCCAACGGUGGAGGGAAUCGAGCCUUCAACCAGCAUCUUGGCGGGUGGGCGAAAGCUUCAAGUCAGGGGAUCUGGUUUCUCAAUCAUACAACGACCUCAGAUAAUAGUUACCCUACAAAGCAACCAACGGGAAUUUAUUGAGGGAGACCUCCUUGAUCUUGCAAUAACCGCAACGGAAAUCACUGUCUACAUCGGGCGCGACGUUUGUUCCAAUGUUACUCUUUCCAGUGAAUUUUUGGGCUGCGUACUGCCGCAAACACAACCUGAAGCUGGCGAUAAUCUGGGCAAGAAAACUGACAAAAAUCUCCCGUUUGUUCGGGUGUUUCAUGGCUCACACCUGGCUUUUGAUAUCGGCUACAUCCGCUACCAUAGUGCAUCCAUCACCGUUCUCGUGUGUGUAGUCAGUGUGGUGGUCCUCCUGAUCUUUGUCAUUGUCGCCAUAGUGAUUUACAGGAAAGCCAAGUCAGCUAGAAAAGAAGUUGAGGAGCGACGAACUGACUUGAUCAUGAAGAAGAUUGAAAAGACCGAGGAUAUGAUGGCAGCAUCUGGAGUCGUUGGGAUGCAACAAUCGGAGAUGUAA
Molecule: messenger RNA, 3701 nt
Organism: Patiria miniata (bat star)
Lineage: Eukaryota; Metazoa; Echinodermata; Asteroidea; Valvatida; Asterinidae
Product: plexin-B-like
Exons: 20
Coding region: 15-3701 (1228 amino acids)
Biological process (GO): semaphorin-plexin signaling pathway involved in axon guidance; regulation of cell shape; regulation of GTPase activity
Cellular component (GO): semaphorin receptor complex
Molecular function (GO): protein binding; semaphorin receptor activity
Source: RefSeq, a predicted model, not a curated record